AUAAAAGUCAUUGGAGAUGUGAGUGAAUGGCUACAAGAGAGUCAAGCACACAUGGAAGUUCUCUACUAUGCCUUCUUUCUGAGCUCAUUACUCAUCCUCUUCCUCAACCUGAAGUUCAAGAAAUCAAAUAAGCUCCAAAAAGGAUGCAAGGAAGCCCCGGGGCCCUGGAAUCUCCCCGUCAUAGGCAAUCUCCACCUAUUUGCUAGCCGACGGCCUCCUCACCAGUCCUUUCGUGACCUCUCCGCGGUCUAUGGGCAAAUUAUGCGUCUUAAACUUGGUGACAUCAAGAUUGUCAUCAUUUCCUCCGCAAAGGCCGCUAGAGAAAUCAUGAGAACCCACGACGCCGACUUCGCCACUCGUCCUCUCAACGACUCAAUUCGCGCUAUCUUCUACGGCAGCAACAAUAUCUCAUUCGGCACUAGCGAUGAAUUCUGGCGCCAAAUGCGUCGACUAUGCAACAUGGAGUUGCUCAGUAUAAAGCGCGUUCGCUCUCUCAGGGCGAUAAGAGAGGUCGAGGUCUCUCAUCUUAUCCAACACAUAGGAGCUUCAUCAGGUACUGUUACCAACCUCAGCAGUAAGAUGGUGGAGACCAACAACAACAUCAUGGCCCGAGCAGUCAUUGGUGAUCGAUGCGAUGACCAAAACCUCUUUCUUUCGGCGCUGGAUGAUGCAGUGGAGAUUUUGUCAGGAUUCACCAUCGUGGAUCUGUUCCCCUCGGUGCCGUUCUUAGGUCGUAUCACCGGAUUUCAGCAAAAAUUUGAGAAAUGUCGAAUAAACUUGGAUCUAAUGGCUGAAAAAAUAGUUGAAGAACACAAGAAGAAGAGGGCCAAACACUUUUCUAAUAAUGAUACUGAGAAGUUGAAGGAAGAAGAUCUAACUGAUGUUCUUCUGAGGGUUCAACGGGAAGACAGCCUUCCAUUUCCCCUCACCAACGACAACAUAAAGGCUCUAAUCAAUGAUAUUCUCAUGGCUGGGACUGACACAACUUCAAGAACCCUGGAAUGGGCAAUGUCGGAGAUGAUUCAAAACCCGGCGAUUUUGGAAAAGGCACAGAGGGAGGUCAGGGAAUUCGUCAGCGACAAUGGCGGGCUACGAAAGUUGGUGGAUGAGGAAUUGAUAAGUGGUAAACUAAGUUAUUUGCAAUUAGUGAUUAAGGAGACGCUUAGACUGCACCCUCCCGCGCCACUACUGCUGCCCCGAGAAAAUCAAGAGACCAAAGAGAUUAUGGGAUAUGUAAUACCAGCCAAGACGAAGGUAUUGAUUAACAUGUGGGCGAUAGGAAGGGAACAAAAAUAUUGGGGUGAUCCUGAAAAUUUUCGUCCAGAGAGAUUCGAGGAGAACCCUGUAGAUUUUAAGGGUGCACACUUUGAAUAUGUGCCAUUCGGUGCAGGCAGGCGGAUAUGUCCUGGGAUGCAAUUUGGGUUAUUCACGUUGGAGAUAAUAUUGGCUCAUUUGCUCUACUAUUUUGACUGGAAGUUUUUGGGAAAGAAAGGGGAGAUGUUGGACAUGAGAGAAGCAUUUGGUGUCAUAUUAAAAAGGGAAACUCCUCUUUGUUUGAUUCCCACUCUUCGAUUUCCUAUCCUACCAGCAUGACCGUAGCAUUUAUGGAUGAUCUUAUGCAGUUGCAGAAUUGUACUGAUGCGUGGGCCGAAGAUUUGACGAAGAGGAAAAUAUUAUAUUGUUGUGAGUGGAAAUAGAAAGUAGGCGACCUGUUUCUUUCUACUGUGAAACUUUUUAUGCUGAAUAACUUUCUUUUUUGUUAAUUUUGGUCCAUAUUAUCAUAACUAAAAAAUAAUUGGGGGGCAUUUA
Molecule: messenger RNA, 1809 nt
Organism: Phalaenopsis equestris
Lineage: Eukaryota; Viridiplantae; Streptophyta; Magnoliopsida; Asparagales; Orchidaceae
Product: cytochrome P450 71D11-like
Exons: 3
Coding region: 52-1593 (513 amino acids)
Molecular function (GO): monooxygenase activity; oxidoreductase activity, acting on paired donors, with incorporation or reduction of molecular oxygen; iron ion binding
Source: RefSeq, a predicted model, not a curated record